Messenger RNA from Cryptococcus wingfieldii CBS 7118, 1023 nucleotides. RefSeq lists its product as hypothetical. The coding region runs from base 1 to 1023 and encodes 340 amino acids. The transcript has a single exon. NCBI's taxonomy places the organism in Eukaryota, Fungi, Basidiomycota, Tremellomycetes, Tremellales, Cryptococcaceae. The record is from RefSeq and is a predicted model, not a curated record.
AUGUCAGCCCCCGAAGAGAACCAGCAUCAGUCGCAAGACGAUGGCUCUAUUGAUGAUGCUAUCGCCCAGGUGGAGCGAUCCGAAUACAACUUGGGCACUGUCAGCGAUUCCUUCAUCUCUACUGAGGGUGAUAUUGUCCAUUUGGAUCCAGUCAUGGUGUACACCAAGGGAAACUUGGAUGGGCGAGCCGGAUUUCUCUCACCUGACAUGAUCGCAAAGAGUAUCGAUACCUGGAACAACAACCCGCUUUACGCUUCUUCUGAAAAUGAUCCCAAUCAAAGAGUAGCAACUCUCGAGGAGGUUUUGGAUAAGAUUGUCUUUGAAAAUGCGCCGCCAGCUCCAGGCGAAGAGUCUUUUAUGGAUCUCAAUUCUAUCAAAACGGUGAGACGAAACGUGACAGUUCCUCUUCAAACCAACAGCUCGGAGGGGACCGACGAGAAGAAGAAGCCAAGCUGGAUUGUCCUUCGCCAAUAUCCUGGCUCUGAAUUGGAUAGUCUGGCGAAGUCGUUCAGGGGAGAUGAAGAUCCUAGCGUCUCUGAAAGCAUCAAUAAAACCUGCCCUUCGCUGGAUUAUAAGCCUCAUUUCCUCGCAUGGCGACCUGGAACACCCCUUGGUGUGAAUACAGAUAUCACUCAUGAGGGUAGUAUGUAUUUUGUCAACCCUGCGUGUCUCAUUGCCGGCCUCCGUGCGACUGGGGCGAGUAUUGCGGAAAGUCGUCGUACUCACCGCGACGCUCCCGAUUAUCAGAACACCUUCACGACCAGGCUUCUGGAAGGUAUCAAUCAUUCCAUCGCUGAAAGUUUCAUUCGCGAUGGACAAGUCAUGAAGGAUAACGAUACGUACACGUCGUACGUGGGUGAUGCUGCCAAGUCUGAGGCAUUGGAGUUGAGAGUAAACGCGGACUCAGCGGAUGAUCGAGGAGUUCCCGAACAUAUCUUCAUUCCGAGAUACUCGCACAAAUGUGUUGAAGAUGUGACUGUGCGUUCAAGUACAGAGCUUGGAGCCCGGCCCUCGCAUGUAUGA